AUGAAUCCUGAUGGCGGUCCAAAACUACGAGAGUGGGCACAGGAAUUGGAACUCAGCGGCUUCCCCGACCCUCUCGAUUCCCUCGAUCUCCUCGGACCCCUCGAACCUCUCGAACCAGUCGGCCCCUGGGACGGUUUCCAACCAGCCUCUCCCGGUUCCCGACCGCCCUCUGUAGCAUCUUCCUAUGGCAGCAUCGCCAGCGGCGUAUCGCAUCCGCCGAGAGCAGGAAACAAACGGAAGAAGAUAGUCGAAAUCAAAUGGAGCGAUUUCGACGGCUUUGAUCAGGAUGGUGAUGAAUCCAAGGCUCGGAAGCGGGCGCGAAAGGAAGAGCCAGAUGCCAAAAAGUUUGCCUGUCCCUUCUACAAACGCUAUCCGCGAGAGUUCAAAGAAUCCCGAACAUGCGCAGGCGGCGGAUGGACAAGCGCUCACCGAGUCAAGUAA
Fusarium keratoplasticum is the source of this 441-nucleotide messenger RNA. RefSeq lists its product as uncharacterized. Lineage: Eukaryota; Fungi; Ascomycota; Sordariomycetes; Hypocreales; Nectriaceae. The transcript has a single exon. The coding region runs from base 1 to 441 and encodes 146 amino acids. The record is from RefSeq and is a predicted model, not a curated record.